Molecule: messenger RNA, 480 nt
Organism: Musca domestica (house fly)
Lineage: Eukaryota; Metazoa; Arthropoda; Insecta; Diptera; Muscidae
Product: larval cuticle protein 65Ab1-like
Exons: 2
Coding region: 57-404 (115 amino acids)
Cellular component (GO): chitin-based extracellular matrix
Molecular function (GO): structural constituent of chitin-based larval cuticle
Source: RefSeq, a predicted model, not a curated record
UUCAUAUCCAAAAAGUGUUGGCCAUUUCAACAAUCACCAUUUCAAAAGAAACAACAAUGAAAUUCCUUAUUGUUCUUAUCGCGGUUGUCGCCAUCGCCUUGGCAGCUCCUGCUCCCGAUCAUGAUGAACAUCAUGAUCAUGCUGAAAUUCUAAAAUUGGAUACCGAUUUUAAACAUGACAGUUAUGCUUUUGUAGCAGAAACCAGCGAUGGCUUCUCCCGCCACGAAGAAGGCAAACUUAAGGAAUUCCCCGGCGAUGAGCAUGAUCAUGAAGGUCAUCAUGCCAUUGUGGUCCAUGGCACCUACUCUUACAAGGAUCCUCAUGAUGGCAAGGUUUACACCGUUAACUAUGUUGCCGAUGAGAAAGGUUUCCAACCUGUUGGCGAUCACAUUCCUAAAGUCUAAAUUCUGGAUAACCAAAAAUAAAUAUACUGUAUUAUAUGGAUGCCGAUAAAAGAAAUUAAACAUGUUAUAGAACUAA